Messenger RNA from Dermacentor andersoni, 6822 nucleotides. RefSeq names its product putative helicase MOV-10. NCBI's taxonomy places the organism in Eukaryota, Metazoa, Arthropoda, Arachnida, Ixodida, Ixodidae. Gene Ontology annotation, molecular function: helicase activity. The record is from RefSeq and is a predicted model, not a curated record.
UUGCCAAAGAAGUGGGUCUCGUUUACCAGUGAUAUGGGUGGCCGCAUGUAGCACGAUUAAGCUUUGCAGCUUCUGCUUCUGUCGAGAAGUAGCGGGUCAUUGCUGGCAUUGUCCGCUCGCAUAUUUUAGAAAGUAACAUUAGCUGAUAGGUCUAACGGGGCCAGAGUAACAAUAUUUCUCUUUUCGUUCUUGACAUUAAAUGCGAAUGUUUAAUGGUAUAUCAGCGCGGUACCAUUGAACGAGACUUUUUUGUAUGCAGCCGAGCUUUGCAGGGCAGCCUACUUACAAGCGUUUGUCGAGUUUUACGGCGCGUCCUUUGGCGACGAUCGGAAGACACGGGGGUGAUGGGCGCCGAUAAGGCAAACGGAUCGAGGGAGCACACACAGAAGCGAUCGAGGAAUACAAACUUGGUACGCAAGUCGUCAGAAUUGGCUGGCCUUUCUUUACCCCAAAACUGGGCACGUGCUUCCCUCGUGUGCUGGUCAAGCCCGCGUGCCCACGUCGUGCCGAUCGAACGCCUCCGUUAGCGCCUGGAUCGGAAGCAUGGGUAAACGUUCGAAGAAACGUAGUCAGCUUGCCGUCAGUACUCCGAAGCCGUCGUUAGCACGAGCUGAAGUAGUGCCUCCCACGGCGACUUCAGCUGCUACUGCUUCAGGUGACCAGCAGCCGCGCAAGCGCAAGAAGUGGAAAGCGAAACACCGCCGGAGAAGAAACGAAGAGCCAAUCCUUGGCGAAAUCACGCACCUGAACCCCAUCCAGCAGUAUGGGAUCAUCAACGAAGAGUACUACUUCAAGCUGAGCCUGGCACCGGGUGAGCACUUAACCGUGUCCACCAAGGUGCUCUUUCGCCUACAUGCCACCAGCCGGCAAGUUAGAGAGCUGUCGGUGCUGCCCGAUCCACCGCCUUCCAGCAUUGUGGCCAAGGUUACAAAAAUGGGCAACCACUGCCUCCACCUCUUGGACGUCGCCAGACCUGUCCAGCUGUCGGCAGAGUAUGAGCCAGACUUCGAGGUGUGCUCAGGUGAUUGGGUGCGCCUGCAGCUUGACGAAAAGACUGGCAGUGCAACUGCAGUUGAAGCUCUUCGAUCAAAGCACAUUAUAGGACAGGUGACCCGCCUCACAUCUACAGGUGGCAUCAUUGAACAGCAGAUAGUGUUCUCAGGGCACCAGUGGCCAACUGAUGCUGCAAGAUUGCAAGUUGGGCUGCAAGUCGCAGUUCAUGCCAUAGAAAGUGACCAGGGCAACCUUGCAUGGCGGGCAGUGUCAUUGGAGGUGUAUGAUGAGAAGGCAGAGCCGUCCAGCCCAUCCUGCCACAAUGGUAUCAUUGCAAGCAAACUCUGUCGUAUCCCAGAUGGCCUUGAUGUCCCAAAGGAAGUUGACUUUGGCCAAAUUUGUCCCGGGGAAAGUCACUCCUUGCAGCUUUGCAUCACGAAUGCAACGGACAGGCCACACCUGCUGGUUUCAUGCAAGUUUAAUUCUGCAGCCAAGCAAGUGGCACUUGCUAAAGCCUUCCAGCCCUACUUGAUUGCAUCAGGUGACAACUACAACUUGGAUCUUGUGUGUAAAGCCAGCGAACUAGGCACAAGCAAUGAGAGGAUAGAGCUGGAAUUUGAGGAAGGCUUCUUCAUCCACUGUGUUGCCACGGUUAGAGUGGUGGACCCUUUGGAGGCAAAGCUGGCACCAUUGAGCAAGGCUCCUUCGGUCAAAAAAUUGCAGACCGUCAGUCGAGCAUUCCAGGAACAGCUUUGGACUGUGCCUGGCGAGAGAUGUCCCGUGCGCCAGGCAAAGCUUCCUGAAGGGUUGCCUCAUUUUCCAGUAAAUCCAGCAUUCUGGAAGAUGACAACUCGAGAGCUAGAGAGGUUCGUCAGCGGAUUGCUUCGUCAGCCUCUGUGUCCCGAAAACUACGUAGAAAAACUUCAGCUGCUGUUGCACCUGGAGGAAGUGCAGCUGAGCCGUGAUCUGGAGGAGCGAGUCCUCUGCCCAGCCCCUCUGCGCAUCGAUGGCUGCCAGGCUCGGCUAAACCUCAGCUCGUGGCUUGAAGAGGCCCAGUUCCCACCUCGAGUGGGCGAUAGAGUGUUGCUGCAGCCAGCAGAUGCCCCCAGUGCCCAGCUUAAUUUUGAAGGCUUUGUACACCAGGUCAUGUCUGAUGAGGCCAUUCUGAGAGUGAGUCCUGCCUUCCACGAAGAGAUGGUGAAAAAUCCGGGACAGUCGUGGGAGUUGCGCUUCCAACUCAACCGCACUCCUUUGCGACGCUGCCACCUGGCUGUACGGAUCUCGCGGCCUCUGAUUCGUUCCUUGCUGUUUCCUAGAAAAGAGCCACAGACAGCAACAAAGAAGGGGCCUCUGAUGCUGGUCAACAAGCAGCUGAACGAGUUGCAGCAGGAGGCUGUGUAUCGAAUCAUGGUUGCAGCCAAGUGUUCCUUGCCGUACGUUGUCUGGGGACCUCCCGGCACUGGAAAGACUGUCACUCUCGUCGAGGCCAUCCUGCAGGUGUUCCUGAACAUAAAGCACAGCCGAGUGAUAGCAUGCGCACCAUCAAACAGUGCAGCAGACCUUCUGGCGGAGAAGCUUUGGAUGUCUGGCAAACUGGUGUCCUCGGACAUAGUGCGCCUCUUGGGUUUCCAGAGGGACGUAGAUACCGUCCCACCUCGUAUCAAGCACAUAUGUGUGAACACGGCUAACUUGAAGAAUGCAGCCCAUCACCGAAUCGUUGUGGCUACAGUGGUUACUGCAGGUGCUCUGUACGGUCUGGGGCUUCCACCUGAUCACUUCACCCAUGGCUUCUUGGAUGAGGCAGGACAAGCAACCGAGCCUGAGACCUUAGUAGUGACAGGCUUGGUGUGCCUGGCUGGAGGAAGCCUCAUUCUGGGCGGAGACCCAAUGCAGCUGGGGCCGGUGGUACGGUCACGGCUGGCAGUCAAGGGAGGCCUCGGGGAGUCCCUGCUUCACCGCCUCCUCCUCGGUGGCAGUGGCACGAACCAUCCAAAGCAGCUGAAUUGCCUGCCCCUCACACGGCUUAGAAACAGCUAUCGUUGCACACAGUCCCUGCUGGAGCCGUACUCCAAGCUCUUCUACGAUAGCCAGCUUCUGAGCUGUGUGGGCAAACAAGAUCGAGGUGCGCUGCCCGACUUUCCGGUGUUCUUUCAUGGUGUGCGGGGCUGUGCACAGAAGGAAGGCAGUUGCCCUUCUUGGUUCAACCCAUCAGAAGUGGUGCAAGUGACACGCUACCUUCAACGUGCAUUUGGCCCUUGGGGCCUGCUGCCUGAGCAGGUGGGUGUGGUCACGCCAUAUCGUAAGCAGGCACAGAAGCUGCGCUGCCUCAUGGACUCCCUCGAUCUGCCUCACUGCAAGCUUGGUUCGGCCGAGGAGUUUCAGGGACAGGAGCGCAACCUCAUCAUUGUCUCUACGGUUCGAGGGAGUGAGGCUCUGUCAGCAAACAACAGCGGCCAAAACUUGGAUUUCAUCUUCUGUGCCAGGCGCUUCAACGUGGCCAUCAGCCGAGCCAGUGCCAUGCUUGUGGUUGUGGGCAACCCUGAUGUGCUCACACUGGAUGCAAAUUGGAAGUCUCUAAUGGACUACUGCUCAUCACACAAGACUUGUUACGGUCUGGCUGCUGAACCAGUGGCACCAUCACGUUGAAGUGCCUUGGGGCAAUGGCCUAAUGGAAUAUGCAUUGCUGUGAUAACUUAGCGAUUCGUAGUGUACCGUGAUUUUCGUAAGUUUUUAAUAAUGUUAUUUAUGUGUGGGAACGAAAUGUGGGUCCACAAUCAUUUUAAUAAAUGACAUGCCACGCAAUCCACAUCAUCACUGUGUAUUACAUUUUACCAUUCUUUUACUGUUCCAGAACAUGUUUUCUUCGUUGUGUUACAUUCAAGUGAAUAUGUGGGAAUUUGUGACGAUUUCUCGCUUCAUAAUGACGAUGUACUUGCAGCUUAAACAACACCUUAUAAGCAAGGAAUAUUGUUGCCUUCUUUGAUUGUUACUUCGAUAAGGCUUCGACUAGAGCUAGUGGGUAUGACAUUGUUCUAUUUACUGUGCUGUAAUGUUAAAGGACAAAAUAAAAGAAACUACGCAUGUGGGUCAUUUACUUUUAUUUUGUCCUCUGUGUAACAGUAUAGCGCACUAAACAGAAUGAUUAUUUCCUCUAUAGUAUCUUCAAUAUUUCUAAUUUCAGCAUCUCAGUAUUGAAUUUUGUGCACUAGUGUUCAGAUGGCUUUCCUUAUUCAGUUUUCCUAAUUGUGGCACUGCUCCUUAGAGAAUCGCUGUGGUCUGUAGUCUGUAAAAGAUGUUGAAAACCUAUGCUUGCUUCUUUGCUAUGGCUCAAGAACAGUGUGAGCAAAUGCAUACCUAUGCAGUGAUGGAACUGGCAGCUCUGUUGCAAGCAUGAUGUGUACCUGAGAUUUCCUGCACGAUUUUCUCACUUGACAUUCAACAUUGCACGUUGAGCCAUGUAAUAGAUUUAUUCUGUAAUAGAACAGCUAGACCUGUGAGAAAUAAAAUUGGGUUUUAUAUCUCUAACCUGUUGCGUAGACCCAAACAUGCUGUGGAGAGUGUGAGAUGGAUUUCAUGCAUUAAUUUCCAUUUGCAACCAGUGAUUGAAAGUUGUCUUGAUGUUUUUAAAGUACACAUUCUGCAUUUACAUUAUGUGCAUCUGUUGGCCAUGUGAAUACAUAGCCUCUGCAAUGUCAUUUUUGUGCAUUAUUUUCAUGUGUAAAAUGUAGUGAUUCUCACUUACUUUUAUGGGGCAUUUUUUUUCUCUGUUAUACAUACAAUACAGUUAUAAAUAUGUGGGUAAAAUAGUAGUCAAAGUAGUAGUCAUGGAUGACCAAAAGUGGCAAAGAAAGAACAAGAAAAAUUGAUUGUGGAGAAAUUAAGAACUAACAUAAUGCUGCUUGGUGUAGCUAUUAAGAGUAAAAGAGAAUUACAUAGAAUGGUUUAAGUACGACUUCUUUUGCAGAAAAUGGCAAAGUACAAUCAUCUCUUUUUCUCUCCCUCUCUCAUGUGCCUUGGCUAAAUUCAGUGGAACUAAAUGUGACCAUGAGAAGGAAAAAAACAUUACUGUACCAAUUCAAUUAUUACAAGGUCGUGACUUGAUACAGCAAUACAGCUAUCUUACAAGAUUUGGCAAAUUAACUGUGAACAGAUCUAGUACGCAAUAGGCUACAAGUUUUUGGAAUUUUACUUCUGCUGGAUGCAUUUACAGCAUUAACCUGGGGCCUUACACCUUUGGCACAUGCAAGUGUUUGAGCUAAGCAGAGGCUACUGCUGAAAUCAGCAUUGAAGUGCUAGCAAUCGGUGGUGUACCAUCAGCCGUGUACAAUUUUUAUGUACCCAGGGACGUUGUGAGGAGUUGGUGUCAAGGCACAUUGACAAAAUAUAUUAGCCAGCUUGCUUGCCAAUUCAGCCUGUAUAGUGAGCAUUUUAAGAGGAAGCUUUAGCUCGGGUCACGAUUGCUCGGGUGCUCCUAUGUAAAUACAUGUAAAAUGAGAAUUUGUUUUUCUCGUGAACCACGUGCUGCACCAAAUUUGGCGAGGUGUGUUGCAUUUAAAAGGAAAACUUAAAAUCUAGUGACUGUUGGUUUCGAUUUUUUAAUUUAGGUAGUGAAUUUUUUAUUAAAGAUUGGCAAAAACCGAAAAUUUUCAGAAAACUAAGCUAUCAAGUUUACAAUUCUGUAACUCUGCAAUGAAAAAUAAUAUCACAAUUCUGUGAAUUGCAUCUAAUAGUACAUCUAAAGCGCACAAAGUUGAUAUGUUCAACAUGAAUCUCAAAGAAUUUAAUAAUAUGAAUAUACAGCUUUUGCAGAACCCUUGUACACAACGUAACAAAUUCACGUAAUAUGUAAAAGGACAUAUUGACUUUUAUUUAUUUAUUUGUUUUAUUUAUAAAUACUGAGAUCUUAAACAAGAUCUUAGCGGCGUGGUACACGAGUAAGUUCGCAAAACAAAAUAAAUACAAAAAUGGGGAAUUGCACUAAAGAAAUUCUUCACACAAGCGCAAAAACAAGCGCUUCAAUGUUACUUCAGCUAUCUUUCCCAAUCAUACAGUCAAACAGUGCUAUUACUAAGAAUCUCAGCAAGUGCAAAAAAAAAAAGUUAAAGAUAUGUUUCGAAAAGUGAUAAUGAGUCCUGUGUUACAGUUUUAUCGGCCAGCUUAUUCCAAUCUACUAUAGUUCUCGGAAAAAAGGAAUACUUGAAGCAGUUGACACGUGUUGCAAAUGGAGUUACAGCUAGUGAGUGUUGCUGUCUGGUAGCGUAACCUGUUGCACAGGUGAUAAUGUGAGACGUGUCGAUGUUGUAGUGACCAUUUAUUAGUUGGAAAAAAUUUUAGAUGACAUGCACGAUUUCUGUCACUUAUAGAAGGCAAGCCGCUCUGAGAUAAAAGGUUAGUAAUAGAACUACGUAUUGUAGAUGAAUCGAACUGCUUUUUUUCUGUAAGCUUUCUAGCUUUCCAAUAUCGCUUUUAGUGAACGGGUCCCAUAUAACUAUAGCAUAUUCUAAAACGGGGCGGACUAGUGUUUUGUAUGCCAAUAGACGUACUGUUGGUGUGGAAGAUAUUAAUACGCGUCCUAGAAAAACAACUUGCGGCGACAAUUUGCUAUUGAUGUGUCAAGGUGCUUUGACCAGGAAAGAUCCUUUGUUAUGUACAAGCCAAGGUACUUAUAUUGCGCUACCUCUGACAAAAAAGCGUUUUCUGUGGCAUAGCGAUAUACCAGUGGCUUCUUUUUUAAAGUUAUCUGCAAAUAUACUGUUUUUUCGAAAUUAAUGCACAUUUGCCAUUGUCUACACCACUCAACUACCUUAUUAAAGUCCCUGUGCAACCUAA